UAAAAAGGAAAAAGAAAGGUGAAUGAUUCAAGCCAUAUCACAUCACAUGAGUUUAAAAAGGUAUGUAGGGACAGAGCAGAACUCAGACCAGCACACACAGUGGUGUUUUCAAAAAAGGGUGGGUUCAAAUGGUUAUAGUUGUUAGGGAGGAGAGAGAGGGAGACAUAAAUAAAUAAAUAAAUAAAAUAAAUAAAUAAAAUAUUAAAUAAGAAGAAACAGAAACAAAAAAAAGACAGAAGGGGGAGCUGUUAUGGCGUUAUGCAAUGAAAACUGUAUGAGACAGAGAAAUAGGAAAUAGGAAGGGAGAGUUGUUUUUGCGGAAUCUGGAAAAUACUCGCUCUUCUUCGAUUGCUAAUGUACGCAACAACAGCACAGCCAAUAAUAAUAAUAAUACCCUGCUGCUCCAACUGCUGAUCUCUAUUAUUAUUUUCAAAGCUUCUUCACUCGUUGCUUCUGCAACGGUUACUACCAUUAACCACAUACCAACAACCAUCCUUUCGCAUUCUCAUGCCUGUUCUUCUUCUACUCCUGGUGUUCUGCGCACCGCUCUUAACGUGCGCCGACCGCAGCGCCGUUACUGUUGUGGAGAUCCAAGCCUUGACGUCCUUCAAGCUCAACCUCCACGACCCCGUCGGAGCUCUCGACGCUUGGGAUCCGACGUCUCCGGCGGCACCGUGUGACUGGCGCGGAGUCGCAUGCAUGAACGGCCGAGUCACCGAGUUGCGUCUGCCUCGCCUUCAACUCGGUGGCAGACUCAGUGACCGUCUCUCCGAGUUGCGCAUGCUACGCAAGAUAAGCCUUCGCUCAAACAACUUAAACGGAACCGUUCCUUCGUCGCUCUCCAAAUGCACGCUCUUACGGUCAUUGUUCCUGCAGGAGAAUUCGUUUACCGGCAACCUUCCGACGGAGAUCGCCAACCUCACUGGUCUUCAGAUUCUCAACGUCGCGCUGAACCGCCUCUCCGGCAGUAUCCCCGGCCUUCUCCCUCUCGGCCUCAAAGCUCUCGACCUCUCGUCGAACGCCUUCUCUGGCGAGAUUCCAAGCUCCUUGGCCAACCUCUAUCAUCUUCAGUUGAUAAACCUGUCGUAUAACCAGUUGUCCGGCGAGAUUCCGGCGAGCCUCGGGGAGCUUCAGCAGCUGCAGUACCUCUGGCUGGACCACAAUCUCCUCGGAGGAACGCUUCCUUCUGCGCUCGCAAAUUGCUCCGCGCUUCUGCAUCUGAGCGUGGACGGAAACGCGCUUACCGGCGUGGUUCCGUCGGCGAUUUCGGCGCUUCCGAGACUUCAGGUGAUGUCACUGUCUCAGAACAACUUCACCGGCUCCAUUCCAGCUUCCGUUUUCUGCAACGGUUCUGUCCACGCGCCGUCGUUGCGGAUUGUUCACCUUAGUUUCAACGGUUUCGUGGAUUUCGUGGGGCCUGAGACGAGCACGUGUAUAAGUGUUCUUCAGGUUUUGGAUAUUCAGCACAAUCGGAUACGAGGCACGUUUCCGUUGUGGUUGACCAACGUGACCACGUUGACCGUGCUUGAUGUGUCCAAUAAUGCACUUUUUGGGGAAGUUCCGCCCCAAAUAGGAAAUCUUUUUAAGUUGGAGGUGUUGAAGAUGGCUAAUAAUUCCUUCACCGGUACCAUUCCGGUGGAACUGAAGAAAUGUGGGUUCCUAAGCGUCGUUGAUUUUGAAGGCAACGAGUUUGGCGGGGAAGUUCCUUCGUUUUUGGGUGAUGUGACGGGGCUGAAGGUGCUCUCUCUCGGUGGGAACCACUUCUCUGGUUCGAUUCCGGUGAGUUUUGGAAACCUUUCAUAUCUUGAAAUGUUGAGUUUGUGGGGUAACAGGUUGACUGGAAGUAUGCCUGAGAUGAUAAUGAGUUUGAACAAUUUGACGAUACUAGACCUUAGUGGAAACAAAUUUACGGGUCAAGUUUAUGCGAGUAUUGGGAAUUUGAAUAAGUUGACGGUUCUCAAUCUCAGUGGCAAUGGCUUCUCUGGAAAAAUUCCUUCCAGUUUGGGGAAUCUUUUCAAGCUAACUACGCUUGACUUGAGCAAACAGAAUCUUUCUGGUGAAUUACCACUUGAGCUCUCGGGAUUGCCCAGUUUGCAAGUUGUUGCACUGCAGGAAAACAAGUUAUCUGGUGAUGUGCCUGAAGGGUUUAGUAGUUUGACGAGUUUGCAGUAUGUUAAUCUCAGUUCUAAUGCCUUUUCCGGGUCUAUUCCUGAAAAUUAUGGCUUUCUUCGUUCAUUGCUUGUUCUUUCGUUGUCUGGUAAUGACAUUACAGGAGCAAUCCCUUCGGAAAUUGGAAAUUGCUCUGGUAUUGAAAUUCUUGAGCUUGGAUCAAACUCUCUGGUAGGUCGCAUUCCUGCUGAUCUCUCUCGUCUCACCUUUUUGAGAGUGCUUGAUUUGAGUGGAAACAAUUUAACUGGGGAUUUGCCUGAGGAAAUCUCCAAAUGCUCGGGGCUAACCACUUUGCUGGUGGAUCACAACCAUCUUUCCGGGGAUAUACCGGGGUCCUUGUGGAAUCUAGCAAACCUGACAAUGCUAGAUCUCUCUGCCAACAACUUGAGUGGGAAAAUUCCGAGCAAUCUUUCUAUGAUUCCAGGUUUAGUGUUCUUAAAUGUCUCGGGAAAUAACUUGGACGGUGAGAUACCACCAACAUUGGGAUCUCGGUUCAGUAACCCCGAUGUAUUCACAGAUAAUCCAGGUUUAUGUGGGAAGCCAUUGGAUACGAAAUGCGAAGAUAUAAAUAAUGGUAAGGACAGAAAGAAGAUGAUUGUGCUUGUGGUUGUCGUUGCUUGUGGAGCUUUUGUACUGGUUUUGUUUUGCUGCUUCUACGUGUUCAGUCUAUUGAGAUGGCGUAAAAGACUGAAACGGGGUGUAUCGGGUGAAAAGAAGAAGAGUCCCGCUAGAGCCAGUUCUGGAACAAGUGGAGGUCGUAGCAGCACUGAGAGUGGGGGACCAAAACUAGUGAUGUUUAACACUAAAGUUACACUUGCUGAGACCAUUGAAGCAACAAGACAAUUCGACGAAGAGAACGUGCUGAGCAGAACAAGGUACGGAUUAGUGUUCAAAGCCUGUUACAACGAUGGAAUGGUCCUCUCCAUUCGCAGGCUCCAAGAUGGAUCAUUGGAUGAGAACAUGUUUAGAAAAGAAGCCGAAUCACUAGGCAAAGUGAAGCACCGAAAUUUAACAGUUCUCAGAGGUUAUUAUGCUGGGCCACCUGACAUGAGACUCCUAGUCUACGAUUACAUGCCCAAUGGAAACCUCGCAACCCUGCUCCAAGAAGCUUCUCACCAAGAUGGUCACGUUCUAAAUUGGCCAAUGCGACACCUCAUUGCACUGGGCAUUGCCCGUGGUCUAGGCUUCCUACACCAAUCCUCGAUGGUCCACGGCAACGUGAAACCGCAAAAUGUCCUAUUCGAUGCAGAUUUCGAAGCCCAUUUAUCAGAUUUUGGGUUAGAAAAGUUAACAGUAGCCACCACCCCAGGUGAAGCCUCAACUUCAGCAUCAGUUGGCACGUUGGGUUACGUUUCUCCAGAAGCAGUCUUAACCGGGGAAGCCACGAAGGAGAGUGAUGUUUACAGCUUUGGCAUUGUGUUGUUGGAACUGCUGACUGGAAAACGACCCGUCAUGUUCACCCAGGACGAAGACAUAGUGAAGUGGGUAAAAAAACAAUUACAAAGGGGUCAAAUAACAGAGCUAUUAGAACCGGGUUUGCUUGAGUUGGAUCCAGAAUCAUCAGAGUGGGAAGAAUUUUUACUGGGUGUAAAAGUUGGGUUACUUUGCACAGCACCUGACCCUCUUGAUCGACCAACCAUGUCUGACAUUGUUUUCAUGCUUGAAGGCUGUCGAGUCGGUCCUGAUAUCCCAUCCUCCGCGGAUCCCACCUCCCAACCUUCUCCGGCCUAACUCAAAUCCGCAAAUUUUCAUGAUCAACUUUAACAUUUAGUUGUUUUGAUUAUUAAAAAACCCUUAUCUUUCUCCCCUGUUCUUCGUUAUUAACUUGUUUUCUUUCUGCCGAAUUCUUUCCCCUUGAAGAAGAAAAAAACGGGAAAAGGUAACAUUGUCGCCACUUUUUCCAUUUUUGGUGGCUAUUUUCACGGUUUGUUUCAAAGUGAUGCCGGACUCGUAGAUGGAGAGGUGGGAACCCCAUGAUGAGGCGUGUUAUCUCUCUCUCACUUUCUCGAGUUCUAAGUUAGUCAACGUCUAUGACAUACAGAGUGGUUUGCGAUACCGAGGAACGAGUGAGGACAAGGAGGUUCCGGCAACGGAGCUGAAUGAUGUAGCCGUUAAGAUUGUGGGGUCCGAGGUACACGUUGUUCCCAAGAGUAGUAGUGCAUUGUUUUUUGGUGUAACCCAUCUGGUCAUGCAGCUUGAAAGACAUGUAGAAUUCAGUAUUCCCAUUGGUGCGCCACGUGUAUUUUUUUGGUGCCCUAAUUAAUUCUAGUUUAUUAUUUGUCUUCAUUUUGGGAUUUGUUUAUUUAUUUUUUGUUUAGCGGAAAGAAGGGAAUAGAGAAAAGUCACGAGGGACGAAUACAUUAUGAUUGGCCAUUUGGCCCACGGCUCAACAACUCUUGAACCUUUCUUUGUGGGUCAUCAUCAUAUCAUAUCCGCCACUUUUUCUUUGAAUUGGAUUCUGCCUGGUUACCAUUUUUUUGCUUUAGGGACUUUUCAGGGAGCACUUGCCAUCUAUUUGGGAGAUUCAAGAACCUUCCUCUUUGUGAUUGGAUCUGGUUAUGUGGGGAGUAACUAUGUGAGUCCAACUUGCUUCUAAAUCUUCUUUAUUUUUUUUUUCUUCAUCUGUGAUACCUAUUUAGCAGUAUAUGGUAGUGGCUCAAGACUCCAAGAUUC
This is a messenger RNA of Vigna radiata var. radiata (mung bean), 4842 nucleotides long. Its product is annotated as probable LRR receptor-like serine/threonine-protein kinase At4g36180. The record is from RefSeq and is a predicted model, not a curated record. The coding region runs from base 508 to 3900 and encodes 1130 amino acids. NCBI's taxonomy places the organism in Eukaryota, Viridiplantae, Streptophyta, Magnoliopsida, Fabales, Fabaceae. The transcript has 2 exons. Gene Ontology annotation, biological process: protein phosphorylation. Gene Ontology annotation, molecular function: ATP binding; protein binding; protein kinase activity.